AGCGCAGGGUCAAGGGGGGAAGAGGCGGGAAGAGGGCGGGCAGUCCGGCGUCCCGGGGAGGUUUUCUUCUGGGAGCACCUGGAAGGCGGAUGAGAGCGGCGGCGCGGCAACUCAUGAAGGUGUUUGUGACGCGGCGGAUCCCCCCGGAGGGGCAGGCAGUCUUGGCCCAGGCAGGGCUCUCCAGCAUCCAGCAGUGGGAUUCAGAUGAACCUAUCUCACAGUCCGAGUUGUUGGCAGGGGUUGCUGGGAAGGAUGGACUCCUGUGCCUUUUGUCUGACCGGAUAGAUAAAGAGGUUCUGGAUGCGGCAGGGCCGACCCUUAAAGUAAUCAGCACGCUGUCUGUGGGAUAUGACCAUCUAGCAAUCGAUGAAAUUAAAAAACGCGGAAUCCGCGUUGGGUACACGCCAGACAUCUUGACGGAUGCCACUGCCGAGCUCACUGUUGCCUUGCUCCUAGCAACAUCUCGCCGGCUGCCUGAAUCUGUGGAGGAAGUGAAGAAUGGUGGCUGGACGACAUGGAAGCCCCUCUGGAUGUGCGGCUACGGGCUUUCUGGCAGCACAGUUGGGAUUAUUGGCCUUGGAAGAAUAGGGCAGGCUGUAGCACGUCGGCUAAAGCCAUUCAGAGUAAAGAGGUUUUUGUACAGUGGACGUCACCCCAAACCUGAAGCAGCGGCAGAAUUUGCAGCAGAGUUUGUACCACUUGCCAAGCUAGUGGAGGAGUCUGAUUUCGUCAUCGUAUCUUGUUCUCUGACGCCUGAUACCCAGGGCAUGUGCAAUCGGGAUUUCUUUUGCAAGAUGAAGAAGACAGCUUUGUUCAUCAACAUAAGCAGAGGUGCUGUGGUGAAUCAAGACGACCUUUAUGAUGCUUUGGUCAAGGGGCGUAUUGCAGCCGCUGGUCUAGACGUCACAACUCCAGAACCGCUGCCUCCUGCCCAUCCACUCCUUUCUCUAAAGAACUGUGUGAUUUUGCCUCAUAUUGGAAGUGCCACCUAUGCAACCAGGAAUAACAUGUCAGUGCUGGCUGCCAACAAUCUUCUGGCUGGGCUGAAAGGGGAACGCAUGCCUAGUGAACUCCAUCUGUGAGAAGAAAUAUCUGAAUGGUUCCAAGGGUACGCAUUCAAGUGAUGGUAUCCACCAUAACCUUUACUUGGGGCAGCUUACUGCCUCGACCCCAGUGUUUUUCAUUAAAACAUUUCAAAUAACA
Molecule: messenger RNA, 1203 nt
Organism: Heteronotia binoei (common prickly gecko)
Lineage: Eukaryota; Metazoa; Chordata; Lepidosauria; Squamata; Gekkonidae
Gene: GRHPR
Product: glyoxylate and hydroxypyruvate reductase
Exons: 9
Coding region: 90-1082 (330 amino acids)
Cellular component (GO): cytosol
Molecular function (GO): NAD binding; hydroxypyruvate reductase (NADH) activity; glyoxylate reductase (NADPH) activity
Source: RefSeq, a predicted model, not a curated record